GGUAAACUGUUUUUUUUUUUCUCUUAAAAAAAAAGAUAAUUUAAUAUACCUUUAAAUCUUGAAUGAGCCCUUAGAGAUGUUAGUUCCGCAACCAUGGUAACGGCGAAUUGCGUCGACCUGCCAUUAAAACACAGGACUCCCAGCUUACUUCCGGGAUCGGCUAUAUUUAGGGCGACUAAAAGUGAACAGCUACAGCCACGAACUUUCUAAUCAGCUGUCUGACUUUUCACAUUGAAGAAGUUGGCCUAUACACAGCGUUUGCUGUCGGCUCUGACAACCAUCUGCCAGCUGGGGGAAGCUGUCACGGAUGUCUGACAAGAACGAAGGAGAUUCUUUGAACACCAAUAAUGGGGAAGGACCUCUGAAAGGCUCCUACAUUUUCCCAAACGGGGACAGAUACGAGGGAGAGUGCAGCAGAUCUGCAUGUGGAGCAACGGUGAGGAGCGGUGUUGGUAAACACACCUCAGCAAGCGGCAUCAUAUAUACUGGAGAGUGGCAUGAGGACAAAAUGCAUGGCAGAGGGACCCUGCAGCAUCCCUCUGGAGCACAAUACAAAGGAGAAUUCAAAGACAACAUGUACCACGGCACAGGAACAUACACCUUCCCAGAUGGAUCUGUGUAUAAAGGUCACUUUCACAAUAACAGGUUGGAGGGAGAUGGGUCCUUCAUCAGUGCGGACGGACUGGUUUGGACGGGGGAGUUCCACAGCAAAGCAGCGCUUGCACUCAAACUGCAACACAAACUUUAGGCAAAGCAAAUAAAAUGCAUUUACUACUGCGGAUAUCAAAACCCCCACUUUUUUCUGUAUUUUGUGCAUGUGAAAACAAUCUUUUAGUCACUCAAGUUUCUUAAAGGCAAGUUCACAUAAAUUCUUUA
Messenger RNA from Archocentrus centrarchus (flier cichlid), 876 nucleotides. It is a transcript of the gene morn2, whose product is annotated as MORN repeat containing 2. The record is from RefSeq and is a predicted model, not a curated record. Bases 308 to 748 code for a protein of 146 amino acids. Lineage: Eukaryota; Metazoa; Chordata; Actinopteri; Cichliformes; Cichlidae. The transcript is spliced from 6 exons.